AUGCAGUGGCGUUUCGCGCGAGAGAAAAGAAAAGAAGAGAGUGUACGUCCGGUUUCCAGAGUCAAACGCACGGGCACCAAGUUAGUAAGAAAUGUCGCCGCGAGAACUCAGAAUGCGAACGAAUCGCUCUACGGGGGUUCGAACGCCGAACUACGCACUGAGCAGCGUGAACAGCUGCCUGAUGUGAUCCCCCCGAGAAAAUACGAGCGCGCAUAUCUCUGCUUUCCUCUCUCUCUCUCUCUCUCUGUCUCUCUCUGUCUGUUUCUCUCUCUCACCAAUGCGCGCGCGCAAAAAAAAAUCGAACAAGAGGUUGAAAGAUUUCUGAAAUCUGAGUCCGCAACGACGUCGUGUAGUUUAGUCGAGCGGAUAGCGAGAACUUCAGGACCUGCAAUCUGUCGGGCUUCGAACUCCAACGAUUACAUUUACUCUCGCUUCAAGGGAACGGGGCUAACACUCAUAGGAUUUGAACGCCGCCCAACUAAAAGAAGCAUACGCGAGUUUUUUUGA
Molecule: messenger RNA, 507 nt
Organism: Bathycoccus prasinos
Lineage: Eukaryota; Viridiplantae; Chlorophyta; Mamiellophyceae; Mamiellales; Bathycoccaceae
Exons: 1
Coding region: 1-507 (168 amino acids)
Source: RefSeq, a predicted model, not a curated record